GUGUCAGUGGAGAGUGAGAUAGGGAGGGAGAGAACUGUUUCAGAGCUGGGAAUGUCGCCUCUCAUUUUCAGGUCUGCGAUGUCUCAUUCUCGUGGACUCUCUUUCUCAUUCUCUCCUGAUUCAUAUAAUUUCGAUUCGAUUUCGAAUAAGAAGAGUUCGCUUUCAUGCGCUCCCUCAGAGUUGAGUCCCGUUCGGUCAGAGGUUUCUUUCUGUGUUGGAACUCACCUCAUUCCGCACCCCAACAAGAUUGACAGAGGUGGGGAAGAUGCUUUCUUUGUGAGCAGCUACAAUGGUGGAGUUCUUGCCAUUGCUGAUGGUGUUUCUGGGUGGUCUGAACAGAAUGUUGACCCUGCAUUAUUCUCCAAAGAGCUGAUGGCUAAUGCUUCAUAUUUUGUUGGAGAUGAGGAGGUCAAUGAUGAUCCUCAGAUACUCUUGGGGAAAGCACAUGCUGCCACCUCCUCCAAGGGUUCUGCUACUGUAAUUGUGUCCAUGCUGGAGAAUAACGGAACUCUGAAAAUUGCCAAUGUCGGAGAUUGUGGACUACGGGUUCUUCGGAAAGGAAAAAUAUUAUUCUCGACAUCUCCACAAGAACAUUACUUUGACUGUCCUUACCAGUUAAGCUCUGAGGUGGUUGGACAAACAUACCUAGAUGCAAUGGUUAGCACUUUGGAAUUGAUUGAGGGAGACACAAUAGUAAUGGGCUCCGAUGGGCUAUUUGAUAAUGUUUUUGACCAUGAAAUAAUUUCAACAAUCUUGAGAUUCAGUGAUGUAGCAGAAGCUGCAAAGGCAUUGGCUAGUCUUGCGAGCGAUCAUUCGAGGGAGUCCAAUUUUGAUUCACCCUACUCAUUGGAGGCCAGAAGCAGAGGGUAUGAUGUACCAUGGUGGAAGAAAAUUCUUGGAACGAAGCUAACAGGUGGAAAACUGGAUGACAUAACUGUCAUUGUGGGUCAGGUUGUAAGGUCAUGAAACGUCUGUUGUUCUUAAGUUAAUUCACAAUGGACAGUAAUCCGCU
This is a messenger RNA of Telopea speciosissima, 1012 nucleotides long. RefSeq names its product probable protein phosphatase 2C 26. Lineage: Eukaryota; Viridiplantae; Streptophyta; Magnoliopsida; Proteales; Proteaceae. The record is from RefSeq and is a predicted model, not a curated record. The coding region runs from base 52 to 966 and encodes 304 amino acids. The transcript is spliced from 11 exons.